CCAAACCGAAACACAGUGAUCGAUGAAGCGUGGUGUGGAACCGAAAUGAGUUCGUAAAACGCAGUAACUCUGACAUCCUGGAUAUGCUCACCAUAAUGUGGGUGGCGGGGCUCAUCUUCGUUGCCAUCCUGCUGCUUCUCGCGUACCUCGACACAAGAAAACCGAGGAACUUUCCACCAGGUCCGAGCUGGUGGCCGGUGGUGGGCAGCGCGCUCGCUGUCAACAAGCUGCGCAAGCAGUCCGGCUACCUGUACGAGGCGACUGCGGAGUUGGGCCGGCGCUACGGCCCGGUGGUGGGGGUGCGCGUCGGCAAGGACCGGCAGGUGGUGCUGUGCAGCUACCGCGCCAUCCGCGAGAUGCUCACCAGGGAGGAGUUCGACGGGCGCCCGCAGGGGCCCUUCUACGAGACGCGCACCUGGGGCGUCAGGAGAGGAGUGUUGUUGACAGAUGAGGAGUUCUGGCAGGAGCAGCGGCGCUUUGUUCUGCGUCACUUGCGUGAAUUUGGCUUUGGGCGGCGCACCAUGGCUGAGUUGGUUGAGGCAGAGGCUGGUGAACUGGUGGCUGCUAUGCGGUCCCGCGUGGGCACUCAGGAAACAGGAGCAGUUGUUGCCAUGCAUGACGUCUUUGGUGUCUACGUACUUAACACACUGUGGUCCAUGCUUGCUGGGAUUCGAUAUAGUGCUGACGAUCUUGAACUUAAGCGUCUGCAGGGACUUCUGACAGAGCUGUUUGCUAAUAUUGACAUGGUGGGUUGCCUGUUCAGCCAGUUCCCAAUGCUGCGAUUCAUUGCUCCUGAACUCUCUGGCUACAAGCAAUUUAUUUAUAUUCAUCAAAAAGUAUGGGAAUUCCUCAAGGCUGAACUUGACAAACAUAAAGCCACAUUCAAGCCAGACCAAGACAGGGAUUUCAUGGAUGUCUAUUUGAAGACAUUGCUGUCAGAUAACUCAAAAACAAGUUUUUCAGAAUCACAGCUCCUGGCAAUUUGCAUGGAUAUGUUCAUGGCAGGCUCAGAAACAACCAGCAAGUCCCUUGGAUUUGGCUUUUUGUAUCUUCUGCUUUAUCCUGAAGUGCAAAGAAAGGCUCAAAAGGAAAUAGAUGCUGUUGUUGGACGAGACAGGUUACCACGGCUCAGUGACAGACCGAACAUGCCAUACAUGGAAGCCUGUAUGCUGGAAUCUGUUCGCAUGUUUAUGGGCCGCACAUUCAGUAUACCUCACCGUGCACUAAAAGAUACUGAACUUUUGGGAUACAGUAUACCAAAGGAUACUAUGGUGAUAUGCAACUUCCACUGCACUCUCAUGGACAAAGAAAUAUGGGGAGACCCGGAGGCUUUCCGCCCAGAAAGGUUCAUUGAUGCUGAAGGAAAAGUUGUGAUACCUGAAGAAUACACGCCAUUUGGAUUUGGAAAGCAUCGAUGUAUGGGAGAGACUCUAGCAAAGUCAAACGUCUUCAUAUUUAUGUCAUCACUGCUACAGAACUUCAAUUUUGAAGUGCCACCAAAUCAAGUACCUCCAUCCACUGAUGCCAUUGACGGUGUUACACCAUCACCUCGUCCAUACAGUGCUCUUGUCAAGUUGAGAUCAUGA
Schistocerca piceifrons (Central American locust) is the source of this 1586-nucleotide messenger RNA. RefSeq names its product probable cytochrome P450 303a1 (gene Cyp303a1). The transcript has 10 exons. Gene Ontology annotation, molecular function: oxidoreductase activity, acting on paired donors, with incorporation or reduction of molecular oxygen, reduced flavin or flavoprotein as one donor, and incorporation of one atom of oxygen; heme binding; iron ion binding. Gene Ontology annotation, biological process: xenobiotic metabolic process. Gene Ontology annotation, cellular component: cytoplasm; intracellular membrane-bounded organelle. NCBI's taxonomy places the organism in Eukaryota, Metazoa, Arthropoda, Insecta, Orthoptera, Acrididae. The record is from RefSeq and is a predicted model, not a curated record. The coding region runs from base 84 to 1586 and encodes 500 amino acids.